CAUCUUUGCGGAUUGCCUACUAUUCGCAACGAAAGAAGAAACCCUUCAGCUUCCAAUUCCGAACCUCAGCUUCGGGUCCAGUUCAAACUCCCUUCUUUCUUUUCCUCUGUUUUUUUAAAAAACAAUUCCUUGUAGUUCACUAAUCGCGAAGUCUGCGUUUUACCAGAUACAAUGCUGUGAUUAAUAGAGAUCGCUAUUGCACAGAGUCCACGAUUGGUAAUGCAGACAUUUUGAUCCAGCUCAAUUAUCAAAAUAAAAGCUGUGUUUUGUGUUCUUGAGCCGCACCCAUGGCACAGAGUAAUUGGGAAGCAGAUAAAAUGCUUGAUGUGUACAUAUAUGAUUAUUUGGUGAAGAAGAAAUUGCAUGCCACUGCAAAGUCUUUUAUGACUGAAGGGAAAGUAGCCCCAGAUCCAGUAGCAAUUGAUGCUCCUGGAGGAUUCCUAUUCGAAUGGUGGUCUGUCUUCUGGGAUAUUUUUAUUGCGAGGACAAACGAGAAGCAUUCAGAAGCUGCUGCAGCAUAUAUAGAGGCACAACAAAUCAAAGUAAAGGAGCAACAUCAGCUGCAAUUGCAUCAUUUGCAGCUGAUGCGUCAAGCUCAGUUGCAACGUGGAGGUCCUAAUAAUCCAACUCUGGGCAGUCCAGUAAAUGCUAUUGGUUCUGAAGGAAUGCUUGGGCAACCAAAUGCUAGUGCAAUGGCAGCAAAAAUGUAUGAGGACCGCCUGAAACAUUCUAAUCCAAUGGAUUCUGAAACAUCACAGCCACUGCUUGAUGCUAGGAUGUGUCUACUAAAACCAGCAACCAAUCAUCCUGGCCAGUUGGUCCAAGGAAAUUCUGGGAGCAUUUCUGCAGCACUGCAGCAAAUCCAGGCACAAACUCAACAGACUACCGACAUCAAAAGUGAAGUGAACUUGGGUACAGCUCAGAGAUCUUUGCCUACAGACGCAUCUUCAAUUUAUGGGCACGGAAUCAUGCAGUCCAAACCUGGAACAGGAAAUACUGGAAUGAGCCCUGGAGUUGGCAGUCUUCCAUUAAAAGGGUGGCCCUUAACUGGGAUUGAUCAAAUUAGACCAAGUUUGGGAGCCCAAGUUCAGAGGCCUCUUUUAGGUGGAAGUCAAUUUCAGCUUUUGCCGCAGCAACAGCAACAGUACUUGGCUCAGGUUCAAGCACAAGGCAACCUUGCUAAUUCACCAAUCUAUGGGGAUAUGGAUCCACGAAAGUUUAGGGGAUUGCCAAGAGGUGCAUUGCAAGCCAAAGAUGGCCAACCAAAUGGAAAUGAUGGAUCUAUUGGUUCUCCAAUGCAAUCAACUUCAUCCAAGAUGAAUGUGCCACAGAUGCAACAAUCAUCCUCUCAACAACCAGAUCCUUUGCAAUCGCAGCAAGUGCAGAAUAAUCGGAAAAGGAAAGGUCCUUCAUCUUCUGGACCUGCUAAUAGUACUGGUACAGGAAACACUGUGGGCCCUUCUCCUAAUUCUCAGCCAUCAACUCCGUCAACUCAUACUCCUGGUGAUGGAAUUUCCACAGCUGGCAAUUUACAGCAUGUCAAUAGCAUGUCGAAAGGCAUGAUGAUGUACGGUGCUGAUGGAACAGGAGCUCUUGCAUCAUCAACAAAUCAGCUGGAAGACAUUGAACAUUUUGGAGAUGUUGGCUCCUUGGAUGAUAAUGUUGAAUCUUUUCUCUCACAUGAUGAUGGAGAUGGAAGGGAUUUGUUUAGCACAUUGAAAAGGAAUACUUCUGAACAUGCUGCAGAAGCUUCCAAGGGUUUCUCCUUCAAUGAAGUUGGUUCUAUACGUAAAAGCAAUGGAAAAGUUGUUUGCUGUCAUUUCUCUACAGAUGGAAAGUUGUUGGCCAGUGCUGGACAUGACAAGAAGGUUGUUAUUUGGAACAUGGAAACUCUGCAAACUGAAUGCACUCCUGAAGAACACAACCACAUAAUUACAGAUGUUCGUUUCAGACCAAAUACAACUCAGCUGGCAACAUCUUCAUUUGAUACAAGCAUUCGACUCUGGAAUGCUGCAGAACCAAGAUAUUCCUUGCAGACAUAUGCCGGGCAUGCCUCACAUGUGAUGUCUCUAGACUUCCACCCAAAGAAGAAUGAUCUUUUCUGUUCUUGCGAUGGUAACAAUGAGAUACGCUUCUGGAAUAUCAAUCAGUAUUCUUCCACCCGUAUAUCCAAGGGGGGUACCGCACAGGUUAGAUUUCAGCCAAGGAUUGGACAUCUACUGGCUGCAGCAGCAGAGAAUACUGUGUCCAUCUUUGAUGUUGAGGCAGAUAGACAGACACACUCGUUACAGGGUCACCCCACUGAGGUACACUCUGUUUGUUGGGAUGUAAAUGGAGAUUACUUGGCAUCCGUCAGUCAAGAGUCUGUCCGAGUGUGGUCAUUGGCCUCAGGAGAGUGCAUUCACGAACUGAGUUCCAGUGGGAACAAGUUCCAUUCUUGUGUUUUCCAUCCAAGUUACUCCACUCUCUUGGUCAUUGGGGGCUAUCAGUCACUGGAACUCUGGAACAUGGCUGAAAACAAAUGUAUGACAAUUCCUGCUCACGAGUGUGUGAUAUCAGCUUUGGCACAAUCACCGCUUACCGGGAUGGUAGCCUCUGCAAGUCAUGAUAAAUGCGUGAAGAUAUGGAAAUAAGUGCUGAUAUAACAUGCUUCAAAAUUCCCCAGUAUCGACUCUAAUCUCGGACGCAGAAUUUCUCAGAAAAAAAAAAUUGAAAAAGGGGUGAUAAAUGAAAACCCCUCCCAUAUAUAUUAAUUUUGAAUUUCUUCUGACUUCCAUUAUUUUCUUCUUCUUCUUCAUAUGUAAUAAGGUGGGUUUUGAGUUUCCCUUAGUUUCAAGGUGCAGUUUCAGUGUGUUGCAUUUAUGGGAUUAAACACUCAAAAGGUACAGAAUAUUUUUACUUUGGAAAUAUGCUUUUGUUUUUAGAUACUAAAUUUAUUAUAAGGUAUUUGCAUACAUAUGUAAAAGCACUUGGAUACAAAAAUUUUGAUGGAACAUUUUGUAUUUAUUAUAUUAUAUGCACCUCAACUGGUAAGUCUUUU
This is a messenger RNA of Jatropha curcas, 3040 nucleotides long. It is a transcript of the gene LUH, whose product is annotated as LEUNIG-like protein. Gene Ontology annotation, molecular function: transcription corepressor activity; protein binding. NCBI's taxonomy places the organism in Eukaryota, Viridiplantae, Streptophyta, Magnoliopsida, Malpighiales, Euphorbiaceae. The record is from RefSeq and is a predicted model, not a curated record.